UGUUUGACCUCACGUAUACAUUCGACAACACUGUGCAAAUUACUUUAAAAUUAAACUAAAUUAUACUUUACACAAUUAUAUUAGAGUUUAAAAUAAUGUUCCAAGAAGCAGUAAUCCUUUUUUUACUUGCUAUAGCAAAUGGUGCGCCACAGAAUAAAAAUCGGAAUCUACUCAUAAAUCCAAUAGUAGGCGCUUAUCCAUGUAAAGGAUAUGCUAAUAUGUAUACUGAAUUUGAACCUGGUCUACCACCAGACGAAGAAAAUUCAUAUAAAGUUGUUAUAGAUGACGAACUACCACUUUAUAGUCAAGUUAAGUUAAAAUUUGACUCAGAGGCUACUGUUAUAUUGUCUAAUGAAACGGUGACUAAAGCUCGAGUUCAUGCUUUUAAUGAUGACUCCGAAGUACUUUUCAAUAUCCAGUUUUUCAAGGAUGCUAAACAAGCGAAAUUUCGUGUCAAAGGACCACCAAGUGGCACUAUACCAUAUUUUACAAGUGUUGAUAUCAACUCAGUGGAAUAUUGUAAGGAACCCAUAACCGGAACUUUUGAUAAUUACAUCCUAGGAAGUAAGGGAACAGCUCAUGUUUCACUAUCAGUGCCUGAUAAGGGUUGUGGGAGACGGAAGGUCACUCAUACCGAGCUCAUCGUCAAUGGAGUGCCUACAAAACACGGAGACUGGCCAUGGCAUGGUGCUAUAUAUCGACUGGAUAGUUCAACUCUUCAGUAUAUAUGCGGUGGGACUUUGAUCUCGAAGAGUUUUGUUUUAACAGCUGCCCAUUGUACUACUAUAAACGGGGUUGCAGUACUGCCUGAAGUAUUGAGUAUUAUAUUUGGAAAGUACAACCUGAUUGGAGGUGAUACUGACACGCAAGAGCGAAAGAUACAUGAAAUAAUAGUACAUGCUGAAUAUAACCAUAGAAGACUUCACAAUGACAUAUCACUAUUGAAACUGAAGAGCGAAGCUACAUUCGAUGACUACGUACAACCAGCUUGUAUAUGGCAUGACAAUGCUCACAAGAAUUUACCAAUCGAUUCAAUUUAUGGCGCUGUUGUAGGUUGGGGAUUUGAUCAUACUGAUAAAUUAUCAACAGAACUACGCCAAACUAUGUUGCCAAUGAUCAGUGAAGCUAAUUGCAUCAAAAGCAACCCCAGCUUCUUCGGGAGACUAUUGACAGAACAAAAGUUCUGUGCUGGUUAUAGAAAUGGUACCUCAGCAUGUAACGGCGACAGCGGCGGUGGUUUUAUGGUAUUCGUACCCGACAUAAUUGGAGAUAAAUCUGCAAAUGCUACAGGCUCUUGGUUUGUGCGAGGAAUAGUAUCAUUUGCCGCAUCUCGAAAUGAUGCGUCGAUAUGUGAUAAUACACAGUAUACUAUAUUUAUAGACGUUGAUAAAUACAGUGAAUGGAUUAAAAGUCAUAUGUCAUAAA
Achroia grisella is the source of this 1425-nucleotide messenger RNA. Its product is annotated as chymotrypsin-like elastase family member 2A. Gene Ontology annotation, molecular function: serine-type endopeptidase activity. Gene Ontology annotation, biological process: proteolysis. The transcript has 7 exons. Lineage: Eukaryota; Metazoa; Arthropoda; Insecta; Lepidoptera; Pyralidae. Bases 96 to 1424 code for a protein of 442 amino acids. The record is from RefSeq and is a predicted model, not a curated record.